AUGCUCAAUAUUUCUCGUGCUCGAUCACACCUUACCAUCCUAGGGAUAGGUGCAGCUAAAGCUGGCCCUACCAGGGGAUGUGCAACUCUCACUCUGCGCUCAUACUACUCGGAUCAAUCACUCACAGUAAAGGCUCACAUCCUCAGUGGUUUAACUGCUCUACUGCCAUCAAACCAAGUCCUAAAUACUGACUUGGCACAGUACUCGCACCUCACACUCGCAGAUCCAGACUUUGGGACUCCAGGCCCAAUGGAUGUCAUCCUUGGAGCUGAUUACUACGGCCAGGUCAUCACUGGCGAGAUCAUCAAAUGCAAAUCUCCUGGAUUACUCGCCCAAAAUACAAUUUUUGGCUGGAUUCUCAUUGGUCCAGUCCAAGCUCGGCUCAACAAACCACUGAGAAUUCAUCAUGCUGUCUCCAAUCAUCAUGAUCAAGAUCUUCAAGACUUACUCACUCGAUUCUGGCUCCAAGAAGAGGUCAGUCCAACUCAACUACGCUCAUUAACUCCCGAAGAAGAGGCUUGUGAAGCUCACUUCCGGGACACUCACACUCGAGACAGCUCUGGCAGAUACAUUGUCAGACUGCCAUUGAUAUCAGACCCGCAACAACUGGGGAACUCAUACACAGCAGCUCGUCGCUGCUUACAACAUCUCAUGCGAUGGCUUGAUCAUGAUGCUCGGCUCAAAACACUCUACAUGAACUUCAUGGCCGAGUAUCUCGAACUCAAGCACAUGGUGCCUGCGGCAUCAUCUACAUCAUCAAUUCAAUACUUCCUACCCCACCAUGGGGUACUGAAGGAAGACAACAACAACUUCAAGAUCCGUGUGGUCUUCAACGGCUCAAAACCAACCAGUUCAGGACUCUCACUCAACGACAUCAUGCAUACCGGGCCAAAAUUACUCGUUAACAUCUUCGACGUACUCAUCAGCUCGCGACAACACCCCAGAUAG
Microplitis mediator is the source of this 948-nucleotide messenger RNA. RefSeq lists its product as uncharacterized. The coding region runs from base 1 to 948 and encodes 315 amino acids. The transcript has a single exon. The record is from RefSeq and is a predicted model, not a curated record. NCBI's taxonomy places the organism in Eukaryota, Metazoa, Arthropoda, Insecta, Hymenoptera, Braconidae.